This is a messenger RNA of Mugil cephalus (flathead mullet), 1801 nucleotides long. It is a transcript of the gene snai1b, whose product is annotated as snail family zinc finger 1b. Gene Ontology annotation, biological process: regulation of DNA-templated transcription. The transcript has 3 exons. Gene Ontology annotation, molecular function: DNA-binding transcription factor activity, RNA polymerase II-specific; RNA polymerase II cis-regulatory region sequence-specific DNA binding. Lineage: Eukaryota; Metazoa; Chordata; Actinopteri; Mugiliformes; Mugilidae. Bases 233 to 1051 code for a protein of 272 amino acids. The record is from RefSeq and is a predicted model, not a curated record.
CCACCCCGCUGCUUCUCCUCGCUGGUUACUAUAUAUCAGGAGGCAGCCUCGGGAUCCCUUGACGAGAUUCAUUCAGCGUUGGUGGUGGACUUGUGUCUCUCUCUCUCUUCAAACUUCGACUGGAACCUGCAGCUGCGUGAAGCGCGCUUGGAUCUGAGCGCACUCCGCCGUGGGAAUUAUUGAAACUUUUUUUUUUCUUUUGCUUAACUCGCUGUAGAAUCCAGAGCUCAACAUGCCUCGGUCAUUCCUUGUCAAGAAGUAUUAUUCCAACAAGAAGCCGUGUUACAAGGAGACUCAACUAGAGAGUCAAACUGCUUUUGUCCCAGAGAGCUUUCCCCGGGCUGAACUCCCAACACAGAACAACAGCUCUGCACUGACCUGCCACCCCGCUACCCCAGCCUUCAGCAGCAUGGACACCCUGCCCGCACCCCUCUCCCCGAUCACCCCGGUGUCCCUCCCUCCUUCGCCACUGGGCCCCCUGGACCUCAGCAGCUCUCCCUCCAGCAGCAGCGGCGAGGAAGAAGAGGACGGCGGGCGUACCUCUGAUCCCCCCAGCCCAGACGUCAUCGGGCACAUCUUCCACUGUCUUCACUGCAGCAAGAGCUACACCAGCCUCUCGGCACUGUCCCACCAUCAGAUGUCCCAUUACCAGCCGUCACCAAGCGUCCCACUGCAGCAGUCCCCCUCCCUGCCCGGUGAGGCCUCGACACGCCCGGCCUUCCACUGCAAACACUGCCCGAAGGAGUACACCAGCCUGGGGGCCCUGAAGAUGCACAUCCGCUCACACACUCUUCCCUGCGUGUGCCCCACCUGCGGCAAGGCCUUCUCCAGGCCGUGGCUGCUCAGGGGACACAUUCGCACACAUACAGGUGAACGCCCCUUCGCUUGUCAACACUGCAACCGUGCCUUCGCCGAUCGCUCCAACCUGCGCGCCCACCUGCAGACCCACUCUGAAGUGAAGAAGUACCAGUGUGGCUCCUGCUCACGGACAUUCAGCCGCAUGUCCCUUCUGCACAAACACGCCGCCUCCGGGUGCUGCCCGGCCUCAUAGACUCACAUUCCCUGGACUUUCACGACCCGGGCUGAUGCUGCUUUUUUGGUUGUGUUUCCUAUGAUAAGAUGCGACACAUCCAGGCGUCAUUCGGAGAUUGAUGCCAGCUGCGAAAAACGCAGUUCUGCUUUUUAUAACAAGUGCCUUAAUUUGGGGGUGGGGGGUAGGGGGUUCCUGUACUGAAUCUGGCCAAGAGUGUAUGUGUGUGUGAUAUGCAGGCAGCUGGACAUGCAGUUAAUUCCCAGGAAACUCCUUUGGUGCCGGCCGGUCCGGGACUUUGGCCAUGUUGCAGCUGCUUGGGUGUGUUUGUGUGUGUGUGUGUGUAUGCGGCGAUGUCAUUCCUCACCAUGCUAUACAUACGUGACGUGUGUGUGUGUGUGUGUGUGUGUGUGUGUGUGUAUGAGCAAGUGUGAGUGUUGAGACAGCUGCCUGUGUAUGGUGCACUGUGCAGGCAGAGCGCUGAGAGACGUGUUAGUUGUGGCCUCGGCGACAGGUGACACCCCACGGACCAGCUCGCCCCUCCUCACUCCUCGGUCCCUUUGGACGGACACUCGGUGUGUGUUCUUGGACGUAAAUGACCACUUGAGUUCGACCAAAUGAAAAGUUAUUCACUCAUUCAUUGUCAUUUUUUUUUACAAUGGAAAAUGUCCUGACCUAUACCUUUUCCAAAACUGCAAACAUUUGCCUUUUUAGGAUUGUGCAUUUUUUCCCCCCCUGUAAUGUGUAAAUAAAAGCAUUGUUUUAAAGAAA